UGAUCAGCUGUGUCCAAUCACAGCUGAUCACAUGUACACAGAUCAUCAGAGCAUUGAUGAUCAGUGUGCCCUGAUGAUCUAUGUAGCCUCAGCAGCGCCACCUGUCAGUGUCCAUCAGUGCCAGCUCUCAAUGCUCAUCCAUGCCACCUGCCAGUGCCCAUCGGUGCCACAUCAGUCCCAGUGCCCAAUAUCUGAGAGCUUCCUUUCAGUGCCACCUAUCAGUGCCAGUCAGUGCCACCUAACAGUGCCAUAUGAGUGCUGCCUUUCAGUGCCCAUCAGUGAUGCCUCUCAAUGCCCAUCAGUGCCACCUACCUGUGCCUCCUCAUCAGUGCCACCUAUCAGUGUCCAUCAGUGCAGCCUUAUUAGCGCACAUCAG
Molecule: messenger RNA, 376 nt
Organism: Staurois parvus
Lineage: Eukaryota; Metazoa; Chordata; Amphibia; Anura; Ranidae
Source: the annotation of a GenBank genome assembly